Molecule: messenger RNA, 3363 nt
Organism: Sarcophilus harrisii (Tasmanian devil)
Lineage: Eukaryota; Metazoa; Chordata; Mammalia; Dasyuromorphia; Dasyuridae
Gene: KBTBD13
Product: kelch repeat and BTB domain containing 13
Exons: 3
Coding region: 70-1443 (457 amino acids)
Molecular function (GO): protein binding
Source: RefSeq, a predicted model, not a curated record
GGGAGAAGGCUAUCCUCGGCCCUCACCCCGGGGCCCUGACUUCAGCCCACCCUCUCCUCUGCAGCCCCCAUGAUGCAGUCGCUCCUGCCAGGCAGCGUCCAAGUCUGGGUGGGGGGACGGCCCUUUGCAGCCGACAAGGCCUUGCUGGUGGAGAACAGCGGCUUCUUCCGCGGCCUGUUCCGCUCUGGGAUGCGGGAGGCCACCCGAGGCGAGAUCCACCUCGGAGCGCUGAGCGCCGGCGGCUUCCAGACCGCGCUGCAGGUCCUGGGGGGCCAGCGGCCGGCGCUGGGGGGCGAGGAGGAGCUGUUUCAGGCCGUGGAGUGCGCCGCCUUCCUGCAAGCCCCGCCGCUGGCCCGCCACCUCAUCCACAGCCUCACCUCGGACAACUGCGUGACGCUGUGCGAGACGGCCUUCGUCUUCGGCCUGUGGGACGUGUUUCACCGCGCGGCCCUCUUCGUUCGGGACGGACCCCCGGAGAUGGCCGAGGAGCUGUCCCCGGAGGUGCGGGCCUACGUGGGGGCCCUGAGGCCCAGCAGCUUCGUGGCCGUCGGCACCCACACCCCCACUCCGCAGUACCUGGAGGACGCGACCCGGACGCUGUGCUACCUGGACGAGGAGGAGGACGUGUGGAGGACGCUGUCGGCCCUGCCCGUGGAGGCCAGCACCUUGCUGGCCGGCGUCGCCACGCUGGAGAACAAGCUCUACAUCGUGGGCGGCGUUCGGGGGGCCAGUAAGGAGGUGGUGGAGCCGGGCUUCUGCUACGACGCCGACCGGGGCACCUGGCAGGAGUUCCCCGGCCCCCACCAGGCUCGCUACGACGUGGCUCUGGUGGGCUUCGAGGGCAGCCUCUACGCCAUCGGCGGGGAGUUCCAGAGGGUGCCGCUGAGGUCCGUGGAGCGCUACGACUUCGCCUCGGGCUGCUGGAACUUCACAGCGGAGCUCCCGCAGCCGGCCGCGGCGGUCCCGCGCGCGCAAGCCUCGGGCCGCCUCUUCGUCUGCCUCUGGCAGCCCGCGGACACCACGGCCGUCUACGAGUACCAGAGCCGCGCCGACGCGUGGCUUCCGGUGGCCUCCCUGACGCGGCCCCAGAGCUACGGCCACUGCCUGGUGGCGCACCGGGACAGCCUCUACGUGGUCCGCAACGGGCCGUCCGAUGACUUCCUGCACUGCGCCAUCGACUGCCUGAACCUGACCACGGGCCAGUGGACCGCCCUCCCCGGCCAGUUCGUCAAUAGCAAGGGGGCGCUCUUUACCGCCGUGGUCAGGGGGGAUACAGUCUACACCGUCAAUCGCGUGGCCACCCUGCUGUACGGCGUGGGCCGCGGCUCCUGGAGGCUGCUGAGGGAGAAGGCCGGCUUCCCCAGGCCCGGCUCGCUGCAGACCUUUCUCCUCCGGCUGCCCGGCGGGGCCCGGGCCCCCGCGCUCUCCUCCCCGAAGCCGUGACGCGGGGAGCUGCGCAGAGAUCCUCGGGACCGAAGCCUUGGGCUCCAAGCGGCCAGGAAGCAAGCUUUCUCCUCGGCUAGUCCCGCUGUAGCCCGAAGCCCCCGGGGGCCGCUCUGAAACCGCUCCGCCUCGCCUGGGCCCGGGCCCGGGCCCGGCUGCGGCGGCCCCAUUCAGCCUGCAGGAGGCCGAGUCCUAGGGCAUGCUGGAAGCCAGAGGAGCCGAGUCGUUUUGGGGGGAGGGGAUGUCGCUUAUCGUCUGUCUGCCUGCCUCAGUUUCCUCGUUUAUGACGAGCCCGAGGUCGGACUAGGGCCUCUGAGGACACUUUGAGCUCUAACUUUAGGAAAGUGCUUUGCCUUUGGUCUUGCCUAACAUCCCUGAGUCACGGCCCAUGGUGACUGAAACUGUAAGACAUUGUGCGGUGAGAUGCGGUCAGGGACUCAGAUGGGCUUGGAAACAUUGUAGCUGGUACGCAUCCGGCAUGGAUCGAGCACCUUUUCUUGAAAUGUUGAGCACAUUUACUGAAGCUAGGGCUGAAUUAAAUGCUCGGUGAAGAGACCGGCGUUGGAGAAGACAGUUCCUGACCGUCAAGCGUUUACAAUCUAAGGGAGAAGGAGCUAACAUUAGUGACAAUACAAGGCAGUGUCCCAUUAAGCGCUGAAUUGUGCAAUAUGGAUAAGGGCUGUAGGAGUUCCGAGGGAAAAGGAGAUCUCUAUGGCCUGGUGUGACCGAGGAAGGUUUCUUGGGUGUCGGAGGACCUAGGAUGAGCCUUUUCAAGUUUCUUCCCAGACCUGUGACUAUUCCUGAAGGGUCCCUAAGAAUGGCAUCUGGAAGUGUUAAUGUCCUUUAUUCUAAGACAAUUGCAAGUCGGCCAGCAUCAGAUCUUUGCCACCGACCUUCACAUCCAGCAGCAAGUUAGAAGUGGAGCCUGGAGCCUAGAUGUAUGAUUUCAUCAUUUUAGGACCUAGUUUCCUCAGCUAUGGAUCAGCAACUAGGAAGAUGUCUGGGACCCAGAAAAGUCACAUUUGCUUGAAGUCACACAGUAUAUAUCAAAGGCAAAAACAGUGGGCUCCAAGGCUGACAUCCUACCCACCUAACAAUAAAUCAGUAAUUAUUUAUUAACUGCCUGCUAUUUGGUAGGAAUAUUUCUUUUUAUUCUGCCCAAAGAUUUGUAGUGUAACUAGAGAUGAUUUCUUAGAAGAUAUUUGGGUUUCUUCUCCCAAUGUGAAACUCUCAUUUUAUUCAUUUCUGACUUUAGAUCCCAAAAAAUAGGAGGGAAAGUAAAAUGUUCCAUCCCUUGUCACCAUCACAGUCACUCACCUAUGUAAGUUAGCUGUUUCUUUUUGAUUUUGAAUAAUCCCAAAGGCAAUUUUCUAUGGCCUCUAUGCUUCUUGGCUACUUCCAUGGAGUAAGAGUGGAGAGAAGGCCAAGGUCAUCCUUCCAGUCAUCCAAACUCCAAGCCUAAAUGUCACCCUGAUCUCUUCAUUCUCAUCUACCAUAUGCAAUUUUUUGUCAAAUCCUGUAAUUUCCACAUUUAUCUCUUUUAUAUGCCCUCUUUCUCCCCUCUGACACUGCCAUGAUUCUGGAGCUAACUCUCAUGCUAGACUAUUUCAAUAGCCGCUAGUAGGUCUCCCUGCCUUGUCUCUCCUCACUCCAGUCCACCUUCCACUCAGCUAUCAAACAUGACUAUGUCAUGUCACCCUUCUCCCACCCAAAAAACUCCCCUCACCUCCCUAGAAUCAAAUACAAAAUCCUUUGUUUUUUAAAGCCCUUCAUCAUUUGACCCUUUCCAGUCUCCUUAUAAACAUCCUCUGUAAUUCAGUGACCCUGGACCUUUUGCUUUUCUUCACACAAGACAUUCUGUCUCUGAAUCUUGGCAUUUUCUUUUCUUCUAUUUUUGGGGGCAAUUGGGGUUAAGUGACU